CACCUUGUGAGUCAGGAUUAAACAUUUUAUCUUUUCUGUUAACGGCUAUCACGAAUUCUUCGAUUUUGAACAUAUCUCGGAGCAACGAACUUCUUUACCGGUGUCUGAAAUCUCUAAAGUGUGGUUGUGUUCGUUUGUUAAUUCCAUUGACAGACGCAUGAAAAUUUUGUUGCUACGCGGUCGAUUCGAUAGAAUAGCAAGAUCGAAUACGUGGUAAAAAUAAAUGUGUUUGAAAAAAAGCACAAAAGAAAAAUAUUCGUAAUAAUUGUUCGAUUUUUUGGUGAAAUAUCUAUUGCAGUACAUGUGUAUCGUCCAAUCAUUAUUGAAGAAACCGUUAGAAAUUUCCGUUGUAUGCGCAUUUGAACGAUCUAGUAUACAUUUGUCAUUUGCGUGCGGGAACCACUCCCGAUUGGUGUUACGGUGUUUCUGCGAUACUCGUUAUUUAAAAGAAGAAUACAGAUAUGGCUGUUAAUGUUUAUGCAACAAAUGUGACAACUGAAAACUUAAGUCGACAUGAUAUGUUGGCAUGGGUAAAUGACUGCCUUCAAUCAUCAUUCACCAAGAUUGAAGAAUUAUGUACUGGAGCUGUUUAUUGUCAAUUCAUGGACAUGCUUUUUCCUGGAAGUGUGCCAUUGAAGAGGGUCAAAUUCAAGACUAACCUUGAGCAUGAAUAUAUACAGAAUUUUAAAAUUUUACAAGGUGGUUUCAAAAAGAUGAAUGUAGAUAAGAUUGUUCCAAUUGAUAAACUGGUGAAAGGCAGGUUCCAAGACAACUUUGAGUUUUUACAAUGGUUCAAGAAAUUUUUUGAUGCAAACUACUCAAGAACAGAACCAUACGAUGCACUUGCUAUGCGAGGAGGAGAGCCCAUGGGUUCUGGUGGAAGUAAUGCACCACAUGGCACUAAUACAAAACGCACUACUCCACGUGAUGUAAAUUCGGCUAAACCGUCUGCUCGUAUUGGUAAGACACAUACAACGGAUCUUCCCGUACCUACAUUAAACGACACUCUUACCAAAGCUCCAGCUCAUCGUCCACAAGCGAAAACAGGAGUUGGCAACCGCGGCGAAGCUGGAAAAGUUGAAGAACUCAGUGCACAGGUGAUGGAAUUAAAAAUGUCUUUGGAAGGAUUGGAGAAAGAAAGAGAUUUCUACUUCGGAAAAUUGCGUGAUAUCGAAGUUAUGUGCCAAGAUUGUGAUAAUGGAGAUCCUCCACCAAUAGUCCAGAAAAUAUUAGAAGUCCUUUAUGCGACAGAGGAAGGAUUUGCACCACCAGAAGAAUUGGAAGGAGAUGGUCUCGCGCCCGAUGACGAGGAAGAAUAUUAACUUUACAUUUUGUACAAUCAUUAUAAAAAGUACGACAGCAAAUUGUCCAAGUGCGUUUCAGUUUAUUAUCUAUUUGUGAGCCAGUAUCAGUACCCUUCGCAUAAUUGAUAAGCUACUUUGUAAAGCUAUUUAAGCAUUUUCGCCUUCAUUUCGUUACAAACGUUCACCGAGAGUUCAUUAAAAGAUUCGCACGUAUAAUUAGGAUAGAAAGUACGUUAAAUAAUGCACUUGAAUAACUUGUACUCUACGAAAAGUAAUUAUUAAGAAUGAAAACAGAAUUAGCAGUUCAUAUAUUGUCAUAGUUCUUUAUCGUAAUUAAAAUAACGGUAGAGCUUUGAACAUCGACAAAUCUCAAAAUACGAAGGAAAAAAUGAACAAAUAUUUUUGGAUGCAGAUUACCUGACAAGUUGUCUGAAUCCAGUUUGUUAUACAGUAAUUUUAUGUUAACUAUGUUCAAUAAUGUGUGAGUGUUUUUUUGUUUGUAAAUGCACUAUUGUUUUUAUCGAUAAAUAGAUGAAAUCUCGUCCUUUCG
Messenger RNA from Apis laboriosa (Himalayan honeybee), 1854 nucleotides. It is a transcript of the gene Eb1, whose product is annotated as microtubule-associated protein RP/EB family member 1. Bases 462 to 1322 code for a protein of 286 amino acids. The transcript is spliced from 7 exons. The record is from RefSeq and is a predicted model, not a curated record. Gene Ontology annotation, biological process: protein localization to microtubule plus-end; regulation of microtubule polymerization or depolymerization; spindle assembly. Gene Ontology annotation, cellular component: microtubule plus-end; microtubule organizing center; spindle midzone. Gene Ontology annotation, molecular function: microtubule plus-end binding. Lineage: Eukaryota; Metazoa; Arthropoda; Insecta; Hymenoptera; Apidae.